UAGGAGCCUUGGUUGGUUGAACAAAAUGGCAACGUAUGGUGACGACGAGCCAGUCGACAGCUAUUUCUAUUCAUCUUACAACCCUUACACGGGCAGAUACCCCAGGCCUAGAGACGCGGGGUGGAAAUAUAAAAGUUACCUGUCCCACUAUGGAGACACUUCAGAUGCCUUCAACAACCAACAGCGAGCGCAGCUGAAAUCCAUCUUAUCUCAAAUCAAUCCAAAACUCACCCCGAGGCUCAGGAAGGCAAACACUAAAGAUGUGGCGGUGCAGGUCAACCCGAAGAGAGACUCUUCUGUGCAGUGCUCCAUCGGCCCGCGGACCCUCCUGGCCAUGAAGCGGGACUUCCGGCGCAAAAGGAGGGAGGAGCAGCCCACGAUGCCCGGCAGCUAUGGCAGCCCCAAGGCAGCGGGCGCAGUGCGUUACCCCCGAACCCUCGCCGUGUAUUCACCGAUCGCCUACAGAAGCGUUACCUCCUUCCUGGUCGACGAAAACAACAAUAAGGAAGCCUCCUGUGGCGAGGCGCAGACCAGAGAACCGCCCGGUGACCCGCCCGAGUACGCGGGGAAAAGCGACGGGAAGAGGAGCGAAGAGAACCAGGCUGCUGAGGCUGGAAAGACCGCAAAGCUCCCAGACGAGCGCAAAAAGCCAAAGUCCGAACAACAGGGGACGAGUGAAGAUGUGCAGCCAGCUACAGAGGCGGCAAAGAGCAGGGGGCGCGUGCGCUUCCAGUUUCUGGAACAGAAGUAUGGAUAUUAUCACUGCAGAGAAUGCAAUCUGCGAUGGGAAAGUGCCUAUGUUUGGUGUGUUCAGGGAACCAACAAGGUUUACUUCAAACAGUACUGUAGGAAAUGCCAAAAGGAGUUCAACCCAUACCGCGUCGAGGACAUCACAUGCCACACUUGUAACAAAGCACGCUGUUCCUGUGCAAUAACGCAACGCCAUGUUGACCCCAAACGGCCCCACAGACAGGACUUGUGCGGCAGAUGCAAAGGCAAGCGGCUCUCCUGUGACAGCACUUUCAGCUUCAAAUACAUCAUCUAGGAAGCGUCUCAACUGAACUUGGCCCUGUAACACAUCAGUACAAGUCCUGUGGGGGGAAAUCUUCAACCCACUGCCACUAUAUUUGGCAUCUUGCAAAAUGUGUUUCAAAACUUAAUUUCAGCCUAUUUUGUGUUGAAACUAAUGGUAAGCACCAAACACUUUACAGUGUAAUAAAUUGCAAAUGUGCACUCUA
Micropterus salmoides (largemouth bass) is the source of this 1238-nucleotide messenger RNA. RefSeq names its product zygote arrest 1 (gene zar1). The record is from RefSeq and is a predicted model, not a curated record. The transcript is spliced from 4 exons. Gene Ontology annotation, cellular component: cytoplasm. Gene Ontology annotation, biological process: translation. Gene Ontology annotation, molecular function: mRNA base-pairing post-transcriptional repressor activity. Bases 26 to 1045 code for a protein of 339 amino acids. Lineage: Eukaryota; Metazoa; Chordata; Actinopteri; Centrarchiformes; Centrarchidae.